AUGGGCCCAUACGUCGCAUCGGUCUUUGAAGGGACGGCCCAUGUCAGAGGCAAGGCUUCUGGAACACUUAUUGCAAGUGGCCUAGAGCUAAGCUUCUGGGGCGGUGUCAAUUCUCAGACAGGAGAGGUUAUUGACCGCCAUCAUGACUUGAGCGGCCAUCAUCUCCACGAUACUGUCCUUGCCAUUCCCGGUGGCCGAGGUUCAUGCUCUGGGAGUGGGGUUAUGCUGGAACUCCUCCUCAACAACAAAGGACCGAAGGCCAUUCUAUUCGAGAGACAAGAUGACAUUCUCGCUCUCGGCGUGAUGGUUGCGGAAGAGAUUUUCGGCAAAGCCAUACCAGUGGUCACGAUGAAGCCGGACGAUUUCCGGGCGAUUUUGGGCAUGAGAGGAAAGACCAUCUACAUUGAUUCCGACCGCGUUUCUGAUGCAGCCUUUCAUGAUACACACGGUGACCACACACAAGAGCCAACCAAAAAUUACUUCAUCGACGGUAUGCAGCUGUCAGACUUCGAUAAAGAAUUGCUCCAAGGACUUCAUGGGGAGGCCUCUUCUACUGCGAUCCGCAUCAUUUUGCGAAUGGCAAGUCUACUAGGAGCCACGGAAUUAAUGAAUGUGACCCAGGUCCACGGCCAGGAUCUCUUCUGUUUGCAGAAAAGCUCCGGGACUGGGGGGGGCAAGGUCCGAGUUCCAACAACACUGAAUUCCAUCUCUAUCGAUCAGAAUCGUUGGCGUGAACAAGGUGUCGACAACUCAUUUGGAGAAGCAGCCACACAAUUAGCGAAAGCCUACACCGACAUGGGCGCUACGCCAACCUUUACCUGUGCGCCAUACCAGCUUAAGACAGCACCAAGACAAGGAGAACAAGUGGCUUGGGCGGAAUCAAAUGCGGUCGUCUACGCUAAUAGCGUACUUGGGGCUCGAACCAUGAAAUAUCCAGAUUUCCUGGAUAUAUGUGUCGCCCUCACUGGGCGAGCUCCCAGAGGAGGAGCGCAUUUGGACAUAAACAGAUUGGCGUCGCUUAUUUUGAGAGUUGAUCUUCCGGAGGUGGAUACUAUUGACGAUUCCUUCUACCCCAUACUGGGCUACGAAGUUGGUAGCCUUGCUGCAAAUCGGAUCCCCGUGAUUGUUGGGCUACAGGCACUGGCACCGUCGAGAGACGAUUUGAAGGCCUUUGGCGCUGCGUUUGCAACUGUUUCUAGUGCGCCCAUGUUCCAUAUGCUGGGCGUCACCCCGGAGGCAACUUCACUUAGUGCCGUCGUGGACGAAGCGCGUCAAAUACCAUCUGUCGAUAUCAAAAUGGAACAUCUGAUUGACGACUGGCAGAGGCUCAAUAGUGCAUCCGAGCAACAGCCCGUCGAUCUGGUCUCCCUCGGCAACCCACACUUUUCAUUCAAAGAAAUGAAAAGGCUGGCUCACCUCUGCGAAGGCCGAACCAAGGCACAAGAGGUUUCAGUCAUAGUGACAUGUGGCCGGUCUUCUUAUGGCUUAGCCUCCCAGGCAGGGGUGGUAGAAGUACUGGAGAAUUUCGGCGUUAAAUUUAUGACCGAUACUUGCUGGUGCAUGAUCACGGAGCCGAUAGUUCCGACAACUACGAAUGCUAUCAUGACAAAUUCUGCGAAGUAUGCUCAUUACGGGCCGGGUCUGACGGGACGGAAGUUCUUUUUGGGAAGCCUCAUGCAAUGUGUGGAGGCUGCAUGCCAAGGCAGCUAUACCAAGGAGAUACCUCAAUACCUGCUGAAUACAGAUGGUUAA
Messenger RNA from Penicillium mononematosum, 1752 nucleotides. RefSeq lists its product as uncharacterized. Bases 1 to 1752 code for a protein of 583 amino acids. The transcript is spliced from 2 exons. The record is from RefSeq and is a predicted model, not a curated record. Lineage: Eukaryota; Fungi; Ascomycota; Eurotiomycetes; Eurotiales; Aspergillaceae.